UAUUGCCACUUCACCAGCAGUUGACCUCCGUAUACUGCAUUGUGUAUUUUAUAUUUUAUAUGAAACUACAUGUUGUACUGCAUGAUGUUUCAUCUUGACUAGGUUGCCAUUGUAAAUGAAAUUUUUUUCUCAAUUGGCUUACCUGGUUAAGAAAGGCAAAAUUAAGAGUUAAAAAAACAAGAUCCCAUACUGACCUAACUGCACUGUUUGCACUGGUACAUCAAUCAUUGUACUUUUUGUCUGCCACUUGAUAUGCGGAGGAACUAAACUGUACAUGUCAUAUCUUACUUAUUCAUUGUACAUUUGAUCAUAUUCAAGUGUUUCCAUGUGUGUUGUUGUAAUGGUUUAUGGUGCCUGUGUUUGUUUUUUUCCCCCUGAGCAACCAUCUAUUACAAAUUUAGUAACAGUGUUUCCUUUGAUAAUAACAUCACUCUGCUGCUGUGGGCGUCCACUGACUUGAAAGGUUUAAAAGAAGCGGGACCAGAGUUACAGUUCAGUUAGGUGGGAUUCACAGUGUCAUUCACACAAUGUCAUGAAUUCAGUUUGUAGUGUCUCUAACUGUUACAUUGACUUUAAUGAAAGAGUGGUAAGUUGGAGAUGCUUUUCACAAACUAUUUCUUCAACAAAGUGUAACAGUAUUGUACUUAAGUUCUUCCUGUGCAGUGUUAUUGUGUUUUCAAAGAAAAUGAUGAUCAUGAUAAACUCUACUCAGGUUUCAUAUUUUGCACUCGAUGCCUACUUUGACACCGGGCUUUUUAAAUACUUAUAUUUCAUUUUCAUUUUGUCUUUAUAUAUAUUUAUUCUUUGUGUAAAUCUUUUUCUCAUUGUGGUUAUCUGUAUGAACAGAAGCUUACAUGAACCUAUGUACCUUUUUCUGUGCAGCCUGUUUGUAAAUGAGCUGUAUGGUAGUACAGGGUUGUUUCCAUUCCUUCUGCUUCAGAUUCUCUCUGACAUUCACACUGUUUCUGCUCCCUUUUGUUUCCUGCAGAUUUUCUCUUUGUAUUCUUAUGGAAGUGUAGAAUUUACCAACUUAGCUGUCAUUUCUUAUGACAGAUACCUUGCUAUCUGCUGUCCUCUACAGUAUAAUGCACAUAUGACAUCUCAUAAGGUUGUCAUGCUUAUUGUUGUUAUAUGGUUACCUCCUUUUUUUGCUGUUUUUGUCACAAUAUCCUUCAGUGUCUCUCUACAACUGUGUGGGAACAUCAUUAAUCAAGUCUACUGUGACAACUACUCUAUCAUAAAACUGGCUUGCUAUGACACUAGUGUGAACAACGUAUAUGAAAUCAUUGCUUUUUCUCUCACAGUCUUUGCUCCGAUGUCUGUAAUCUUUUACACUUACAUGAGGAUUCUUAAAGUUUGUUUUUCUGGUUCUAAACAGACCAGACAAAAAGCUGUCAGUACCUGCACUCCUCACCUUGCUUCUCUGCUCAACUUUGCUUUUGGGGCUUGCUUUGAAAUAUUCCAGAGCAGGUUUAACAUGAACAGUGUACCUCACAUGAUGCGAAUAUUUUUAUCAUUGUAUUUUUUUACAUGCCAACCGCUCUUCAACCCUUUAAUGUACGGCCUCAAUAUGUCCAAAAUACGCAUUAUAUGUAAAAGUCUUCUUUUAAGUUCUGUUGAGAAGUGCAGAGCAUCCCAUAGAUUUGUUCACAUUGAGUUCACUCACCUUCCUCUCCAGUUGUGUGAGCUGGGUUCACCAAGCUGCCCUCUCCACCCGGACCUUCUCCACGGUGUCCUCCCGGCUCCCCCUCGUGCCUCGCGGUCAGCCUGCCACCACACUCCUCCACCAACCCCCCAACCAGGCUCGUCGGUCUUCCUGCGGGUGUUCCAGUCUAGCCAACAAGGUGCCCCCCUGCCCAAGCAAAAGGGUACCUUAUCAAAGUAG
Messenger RNA from Micropterus salmoides (largemouth bass), 1885 nucleotides. Its product is annotated as olfactory receptor 11A1-like. Gene Ontology annotation, cellular component: membrane. NCBI's taxonomy places the organism in Eukaryota, Metazoa, Chordata, Actinopteri, Centrarchiformes, Centrarchidae. The transcript is spliced from 3 exons. Gene Ontology annotation, biological process: G protein-coupled receptor signaling pathway. Gene Ontology annotation, molecular function: G protein-coupled receptor activity; olfactory receptor activity. The coding region runs from base 533 to 1885 and encodes 450 amino acids. The record is from RefSeq and is a predicted model, not a curated record.